This is a messenger RNA of Pleuronectes platessa (European plaice), 2921 nucleotides long. RefSeq lists its product as uncharacterized. Bases 195 to 1433 code for a protein of 412 amino acids. The record is from RefSeq and is a predicted model, not a curated record. Gene Ontology annotation, cellular component: nucleus. NCBI's taxonomy places the organism in Eukaryota, Metazoa, Chordata, Actinopteri, Pleuronectiformes, Pleuronectidae. The transcript is spliced from 2 exons.
CUGUUGCUAUUGUAUUUCACUUCCAUGUUUUUCUCCUUUAACAUUGACGCUCAUGCAAAGUGUGACAGUCGCGUCGCUUCCCUCCGACUUAUAAAGUUACUUUGCCCGCCUCCCCCUUACCCUCCCCCGGUCCGGUCCGUUCCGGUCCUCGUCGACCACAACCGGCAGAGGCGUCUCAGCGCUGCGGGGGAACCAUGGCCCACUGUGCGGCUUUCCAGAGCAAGUUAGCCUCGGUCAUGGAGCAGCUCGCCCAGGCGGCCGUGCUGGAGAUCAGCCGGCUGUGGGAGGACGGGUUCGCCCUCGUGCAGGUCGAGCUGCGCCGGAGACAGAGCGAGAUCGAAACCCUGAACAAAAAGUUGAUGCUGAUGGAAAACGAGCGACUGACAGUGUUGAGUCAGACCACAAAUAUGUCCUCCUCCUCUUCUUCGUCCUCCUCCUCAUCAGCAUCAUCCUCCUCAUCAUCAGCAUCUUCUUCUUCUUCCUCCAGGAGAGAGCAUCACAACAAACUGCUGCUGCCCACAGGUGAAGGGCCUUUUGCAGAUUCAGUCCAGGCCUUGUGUUCUGAUCCGGUUGUCAGAGAGAAUCACACUCCACCACCACCACCACCACCUGCUCAGACAGAGGAGAUGCAGUGUGAGCAGCACAGGCCUUACCUCUGUCAAAGGGACGACAUGGACGACAUGGACGACGAGGACUUCGUCAAGCUGGAGGAUGAAGACGAUGUCCAGAUUGUGGAACAGAUAGUGGACUCUGAUCACAGCGUUAGCGACGGAGCCGGUCACCACGAGAGGGAUCCUAACCCCCAACCUGCCGAGGUCCUGGAGGAGCCGGAGAACCAGCAGUGGACGUCUGUGACAGUGGCCGACAGCGACUCAGCCGAGGACUCGGAUUGCCUUUUCGAACCCAAGCAGCUCUCGCAACACCUGGACUCGGAAAUCCUACUCAUUCAGAAUGCCUUGGACAUCUUUGACAACUCAGCAGAGACGGCGUAUUCGGACAGGUUCCUGAGGGAAAAUGGACAAAGUGCAUCGAGCAAAUCGAGGGCUCCUCUGACUUUUAGCCAACCACAGCUCAGUCAACCUCGAGAAGCAAUAAAUCUGCCGGAAAGAGGAGUGUCCAUCAGAUUCCUCUCAGAGAAACAACAACAAUCUAAACACGUGUCGAGUUUUAACUCUGACAGCCGGUUGUUCCUCUUAAAUGACCCAGAGUUCCAUAAAACUAUGGCAAAUCGCCGCAUUAAGGAGAAAUGGUUCAUCUGCCCGUUCUGCGGAAAGAGCUUCGACCGUAUCAGCCACCUGGAGAUUCACCAGCGGAUUCACACGGGGGAGAAACCGUACACGUGUGAUAUAUGUGGCAAGUGUUUCUCCCAGAGGAGCAACCUUCGCACUCAUCAGCGGACUCACAAAGAAACUUUAUCCCAAAAUGCAAUUUGAUUCGAUGUAUUUUGAAAAGAAAAGCGAAAAUAACCUUUGUGUUGUUUCUGUCUAGAUGAAUUAACAAAUUAUCUAUAUAUUUUGAUAUUACUGAGAGGUAAUGUAGCUGACUGAUAUUACUGUGCACUCACUUUAAACAAAAAAAAGAAUUGUAACCUAGCUUUGUUAUUUUUAAUCUCAAGUGAGCAAGCAGAUUUAUAAAAAACACGCAGGAGACUCCAGCCUAGCAUUUGGACUUGUUAAAGGUCCAUAAACUUUAAUAUUUAUAAGGUUUGCCUUAAUAUAUAAGAAUCUGAGACUAUUGCUGUGUUUUGGGUAUCUUAGGGUUGUGUAUAUAUACAUAUAUAAGGAGUGCGUGUGCUGUGUUGCUCUGCCUUCUUUCUAUCAAUCGCUGGCUAUUGAGAGGAUCUUUAUUUUUUCGUGAAGGCCACCAUAGUUUUUCCUACAAGCCGGGAAGGGGAGCGUGAGACAAAGUGUGUUGAACUGGUUGCAGUCUGAAUCAUUAAAUGCCAGUAAAUCCUACACACAGACCAUUUUAAGGUUAUAGUAAAUGACACAAUUUGUUAUUUAAUAUCUGGCCGAUUUGAAAUGAGUCACUGUGGCUCAGAAAACUGUUCUCGACAACUAAUUUACCUUCGAUUGAAUGUAAAUAUGAAUUUCGAAUCUUCUAAAAGCAAGAAAACAACCAGAAAACAUUCAAAAUUUAGCCGUAUGUCAUGAGGUCACAGCAUCUGUUGGAAAAUUAUGUCAUACUGGAUUAUCAAGAUGGUUAGCAGCACCAGCAGCCUUCUGUCCAUUUAACAGAGUUGUUCUCUGUUGUCAUCUAUUAUUUCUGGUGCUGACUAGCAGACGCAGCCUGGUUUAAUCACUAAGUCGACUUAUCAAGCUCAUCCCUGCAUCAGAAGGUGUUGGACAGCAAAACUCUGUGUGUUUGAUCACACACUCUGAUGUCUCUGUCAUUAUAGUUUUCUCAUUCACUUUCAAUUGCCUGGUUCACUUGGGGAAAUAUAUCCAUUUGCUUUUUUGACACCACUUCAUUCUACUUUACUGUCUGUACGGUAAAUAUGAAGCUUGAGUCGGCAGCUGUUUGGUUUAGUUCAGCAUCAAUCUACCAAACACCUCUAAAGCCCACUACCCUUAUAUUCACCGUACAGACACAGGUUGUACUGAAAUGAUCUAAUCCCUUGGCAAGAAAGCAAAUUAACAUAUGAAACUAUUCUUCUACUACAGAGGUUCAGUAACAUUACUGAAAUCUUCACUCCACUCUGUGGGAAUCCACUUUUUUCUACUUGUAUCCAGUUAAUUCAGUUCUUACGGAGUCGAUGAGGUUCGAGGAAACACUUCAAUCUAAUACAGCAGCUGCGAUGCCCUUUAUCCUCCAACACAAGGUGAAAUAAGCUGAAUUGUCCCAGGUUUGAAUAAAUAACCAAGACUUUGUUUUUAAAAUGGCAUUUGCUGUACUUUUAUGAAUAAACAUUUCAACAUUUA